AUGAAGUGCAGAUAUCUGACCACCAGUGCCGUGCGCUUUUUGAAGCCAGCUCGAUUUGACAUCAAGCAAUUCGUCAGUCAACUCCCGCUUUACGCUGAGUCCGUCAAGGCCCGACAGCUAACAAAUGGUAAUGAACUUCUCCAGCAGCUGUCCCAACUGCCAUUGCAAGAACAGCAAGCCAAGACGUUAGAUUCUGAGGUUGCCAGAAUUCAAACGCAGCGGAAGUCCAUAGAAAGCGAGAUAAAAGCAGAUAAAAGCAAGCUCAAGCAAUUGCGAGGUGAAUUAGCAGACUUGAAAUCAUCAUUUCAAAGUGUCACCACUGAACUCAAGAAAAUCCAAGACGAAAUAUACGAAACGUGUGUAUCGCUCCCGAAUUUAGUUCACCCUGAUGUGCCUUUAAGGGAACCUGAUUUGGUCAAGUGGAUCAAUCAGCUCCCGCAAUACGUCCCUGACCCUAUGCGCGAUCAUCACGACAUCAUGGUCAGGAAAAACCUUGUGGACUUCAAAGCUGCCGCAACAGUCUCUGGAAACUCAUGGUACUACCUUCUCAACGAUGGGGCACUGUUGGAGCAAGCACUGGUCUCGUAUGCGACCAAGCGGGCGCGUGAACAUGGAUUUUCGAUGUGCAACCCGCCCAGCAUUGCCAAAAAUGAAGUAAUCGAAGCCUGCGGGUUCAGGCCACGCGAUAUGAAUAACGAGCAGCAGAUAUACAAUAUCGAAGGCUCGAAUUUGGGUUUAACUGCUACCGCAGAAAUUGCCCUUGCCGGGAUGCAGAUAGAUACCGUUUUAGAUCUCUCUGAUGGUACCAAGAAAAUGUGUGGUCUCAGCCGGAGUUACCGAGCGGAGGCAGGUGCUAGAGGAAGAGAUACAAGAGGGCUGUACCGUGUGCACGAAUUCACCAAAGUAGAACUCUUCUGCUGGGCCUUGCCAGGUCGUAGCGAGGAUGUACUACAAGAGCUAUUGGAUUUUCAGGUCAAGCUUGUGUCAGAGCUAGGUCUUACUGCAAAGGUCCUGAAUAUGCCUGCGAAUGACCUUGGAGCUCCCGCAUUCCGGAAAUACGACAUAGAGGCCUGGAUGCCAGGUAGAGGAUCUUUUGGCGAAAUUACAAGCACUUCCAAUUGCACCGAUUUUCAAAGUCGUCGCAUGGGCACCAAGUUCAAAGACGAAACUACAGGCAAACCUAAAUUUCUACACACGCUCAAUGGCACUGCUAUCGCUGUUCCGAGAGUAAUCGUUGCCAUUGUAGAGAAUUUUUAUGAUCCCUCUACGAAUUUAAUCGCUGUUCCGGAUCCUUUAAUACCUUACAUGGAUGGUAAAAGAUUCUUUUAA
Messenger RNA from Lachancea lanzarotensis, 1329 nucleotides. RefSeq names its product LALA0S09e01046g1_1 (gene DIA4). Gene Ontology annotation, molecular function: tRNA binding; serine-tRNA ligase activity; ATP binding. NCBI's taxonomy places the organism in Eukaryota, Fungi, Ascomycota, Saccharomycetes, Saccharomycetales, Saccharomycetaceae. The record is from RefSeq and is a predicted model, not a curated record. Gene Ontology annotation, biological process: mitochondrial seryl-tRNA aminoacylation. Bases 1 to 1329 code for a protein of 442 amino acids. The transcript has a single exon. Gene Ontology annotation, cellular component: mitochondrion.